Phytophthora nicotianae INRA-310 is the source of this 576-nucleotide messenger RNA. RefSeq lists its product as hypothetical. NCBI's taxonomy places the organism in Eukaryota, Oomycota, Peronosporomycetes, Peronosporales, Peronosporaceae. Bases 55 to 576 code for a protein of 173 amino acids. The record is from RefSeq and is a predicted model, not a curated record. The transcript is spliced from 2 exons.
CCUUUCUCUUGUCAUAUCGGUGGUUGUACGCGUGACCUUUUGUGAGACGAAUAAAUGACUGUCGAAGUGGAGACAUCGGACGCAUCUAUGGCGUCUCCCACAAGCUCGAGUGGCACAGGCCCCGAGUCCUUGCGAUUGUCGGAGAUCGAGAGUGCGCAUCUGUGCCCUGCAGGCCGCAUGAAGAUGGAGGAGCUUUUCCGGCAGUGGCUUAACGUGGAUGGCACGAAGGAAAUGAUCCAGAACAUGGUGGCCGAUCUACGUCAGGGCAAGGAGCUUAACCUGGACGCAUUGCUAGCUACAGUCAGCACUGUCGGCAGUGGAGCUGACUCGCCCUCGCGUAGUCCCAAGCGGCCGCCUAAUUACCAGUUCGGCAUGCUCAGUCCCGGCUCAGCCGGCAGCCCCAGCGCUCGCAGACGACACCAGCACCUGGUCAGUCUCUUCGGAGAUGAGCUCCACAAUGCUGCAGUCGCAGUUGCUGCCGUUGCAGUGGAGACUGAAGCACCAAAGACCGAGGAAACAGAAGCUGCUGCGUCGUCGGACGACCAGAGAACCAGGAGGAACCUACAACACCUGUAG